AUGGAGGAUCCAUGCACUGGCAUUUUAAUUGCCAUAGGCCUUCGUUCACCGGACAUCAUUGUCGAGAAGCUAUUGGGCAUAGAGCAUCAGCCCCCCAGAAGCCUCUUGCUUGCGGCCAAGGAAAUCUGUAACAACGAUGGGCCCAAGCAGUGCAUUGACCAGCUAUGGGACUACAUCUUGCAUCUUCUGCACAUGAACCAAGUGGAAGAGGAUAUGCUGGCAAUCUAUGAAGUGCUCAGGGCAGUGGUGUCCUGUGUCCAGAGGCAGCUGAAUGUGAAGGCUAGUGCUGAGGAUGAAUUGCCAUUCCUCAAGAAAGCUGCCAUAAAAUCCUGUGACACAUUCCAGCUAUUACGUGACCAUUGGCCCCUGGUCCACAAACCCAAGAUAGUCCAGGAAAUGCUGCAGCUGUUGGGAAACCUUGUGGCCCUUAUGCCAGCGUCCAGUGUCAAGGACGAAACUGACUGGUUAAUAGAAAAGUUAACAGACUUGCCGAUCAACAUGACUCUGUACAUCGAAGAGUGUGUACUCCAAGUGCUGGACGCUGUGCUCGUCAGUAAGACGGGGGGUUUCGACAAGGACUCUCAGGUGGAGAGCACCAUGUUCCUCCUGUUCAAGCUGCUCCAUGUAAGUGGCAGAGGCUCAGAUCGGAGCCUCAUCUGGAGAUCUUUCUUGGCCCUGACCACGUUACACAGUGACCAGGUGGUUCACUCACUCCUCAGAUACCUAAAGUCCGAGGACCUGGCCACACUUGAGUCGGCCCUUACUGUCUUCACAAAGGUGCUGUGUAACGGUGCGCUUCCUUCUCUUGCAACUUAUUGAGGUGCUGAACCAGUACGGUUUCUUGGGGCAUCA
Molecule: messenger RNA, 852 nt
Organism: Sorex araneus (European shrew)
Lineage: Eukaryota; Metazoa; Chordata; Mammalia; Eulipotyphla; Soricidae
Exons: 8
Coding region: 1-819 (272 amino acids)
Source: RefSeq, a predicted model, not a curated record